Heteronotia binoei (common prickly gecko) is the source of this 4010-nucleotide messenger RNA. RefSeq names its product ribosomal protein S6 kinase B2 (gene RPS6KB2). The record is from RefSeq and is a predicted model, not a curated record. The transcript has 15 exons. Gene Ontology annotation, molecular function: ATP binding; protein serine/threonine kinase activity. Lineage: Eukaryota; Metazoa; Chordata; Lepidosauria; Squamata; Gekkonidae. Bases 2 to 1438 code for a protein of 478 amino acids. Gene Ontology annotation, biological process: protein phosphorylation; signal transduction.
UAUGGCCGGCGUCUUCGACAUCGACCUAGAAACAGAGGAGGGGAGCGACGGGGAGGAGCCUGAAUUGGGGGCCGCGGAGGCGGACCCGGAUCUGCGCAUCAGUGGCCCGGACCUGAUACCAGGACAUUAUGAAGAAAUUGAAAUCUCUGAGUGCAGUGUCAACAAUGGUCCAGAGCACAUUGGACCCCACUGUUUUGAGCUUCUUCGUGUUUUGGGCAAGGGUGGCUAUGGCAAGGUAUUCCAGGUACGGAAAGUGCAAGGAACCAACUCUGGGAAGAUUUUUGCUAUGAAAGUCCUAAAGAAGGCCAAGAUCGCCUGUAAUGCCAAGGAUACAGCCCACACAAAGGCUGAGAGAAAUAUCCUAGAGGCCAUCAAGCACCCCUUCAUUGUGGACCUCAUCUAUGCCUUCCAGACUGGUGGCAAACUCUACCUCAUCUUGGAAUGCCUCAGUGGUGGGGAGCUCUUCAUGCAGCUAGAACGAGAAGGCAUCUUCCUGGAGGACACCGCCUGUUUCUAUCUGAGUGAGAUCACCCUGGCCUUGGGACAUCUACACUCCAGUGGCAUCAUCUACCGCGAUCUCAAGCCUGAGAAUAUAAUGUUAAACAAUCAGGGGCAUAUUAAACUGACAGACUUUGGGCUUUGCAAGGAGUCUAUCCAUGACGGUGCUGUCACCCACACCUUCUGUGGCACAAUAGAGUACAUGGCCCCAGAGAUACUGAUGCGCAGCGGCCACAACCGGGCAGUGGACUGGUGGAGCCUCGGUGCCCUGAUGUAUGACAUGCUCACUGGAUCGCCUCCUUUCACAGCCGAAAAUCGCAAGAAGACCAUUGACAAAAUCCUCAAGGGAAAGUUGGUGCUUCCACCCUAUUUGACACCAGAUGCCCGUGACCUGCUGAAGAAGUUCCUCAAGAGAAAUCCCAGUCAGAGGAUUGGGGGUGGCCCUGGUGAUGCUGCAGAUGUGCAGAGGCACCCGUUCUUUCGACACAUCAACUGGGAUGACUUGCUAGACAGGAGAAUCGACCCACCCUUCCGACCUUCUUUGCAAUCGGAAGACGAUGUCAGCCAGUUUGACACCCGCUUCACUCGCCAGACCCCUGUGGAUAGUCCUGAUGAUGGCUCCCUCAGCGAGAGUGCCAACCAGGCCUUCUUGGGAUUCACUUAUGUGGCCCCAUCCGUGUUGGAGAGCAUCAAGGAAGGUUUUUCCUUCCAGCCCAAGCUGCGAUCUCCACGUCGUCUCAACAGUAGCCCCCGCACGCCUGUCAGCCCGGUGAAGUUUUCACCCUUUGAGGCCUUCAAGCCAAGCACAACUGUGGAUAUGAUGGAGCUGUCAUCCCCUUCCCUCAUGCCCGUGCCAGAGGUUACUGCCCCACUGCCCAUCAAAACACCAUCAGGCACCAAGAAGCAGAAGCAAAAGGGAGGCCGAGGGGCGGCACGGUAGCUGGGCCGAUAAGGAAACAAUUGGACUGUCUGCCUCUCCAUGGGGCGUUGCUGUCUGCUUGCUGGGCCAGCGCUUGGCAAGGAAUGGAGCUGGACCCACAGGGCUUUUCGAGCCCAGUUGAGGAGCAUGUGGUCUUCCUGUUGCAAGGGCCUGCCUUCCCUCCCGGCUGCAAAGGCCUGUGGUGCUGGUGUUUCCCUGUGGUGGGCAACCCUCUUUACGCAAAGGUGCUUUAAGUUCAGAAGAUAUAAUGAAUUACAAUGAGAGUGGACAAAGUUUGGGGUGGAGAAAGGACCAGUCAGAGGCACCUGCCUACAGCUGGGUGUGUCUGCCCCCUUCUAGCAGUAUACGUGCUUGAGUGUGCAUUGGGACCGGAAGGGCUUUGCCAGAGGAUCACAGUGGAGGUGUAGGGGCUGGAUUCCCUCGCUGCUGCUGUAUGUGUGUCAAAAGUCUAGAAUUGACCUGGCAAGGGAAGAGUCCCUUUGCCACUGAUGACCGGGAAGGGUAUUCUAGGUGGAGUUAUAUCCUCUCCAUGGGUAUGCCUAAUCGGUCUCCUUUUCCCAGAAGACAACAGGUGCCAAAGAGAACAGUUGCCCUCCCCACUAAUGGGCAGUACAAGGAAGGUCCUCUCCCAAGGUCACUACCCAUCUAGCGUCAUCUCUUUCUAUUCUUGGCUAUGAAUGAAUCCCAGGUAUUGCCAGCCAAAUCCUUUUGGUUAAGACGCAUGCUCAGAGAAUAGGUGCUUGUUGAAAGGCAUAAUAGAUGGUUUUGACACUAGCGCUCUGAUCUGUGUGAAGUGCUUUAAACCUUCAGAAAGACCUAUGUCAAUGCAAAAUGUAAUUGUUACAGCAAGAGAUUCAGCAGCCUCCUUACCGGCGUAGGAGAUGUGCAGACAUAUUCCUUCUGCUUUAAUAUCACAAGGAAGCUACAUUUUCAAAAUGAGCUGCCGCUUUUGAGGCUGGUGAGAGCAAGCCAGUGAAGUGGUGCGGUUACAAAGAGUGAAGCUGGAUGAAUUAUGAGCCUCUGCCAUGGGCAAGGGCUGAGAUGUGGUUCCGUCUAUGGAAGUAAUCAGAGGUGGUGGUGCUGCCCAACCCUACUUCAGUCCAUAGCUGACCUUGUGGAGAGUCUGGCAGUGUUUUUCUCGAUACUUCUAGAGGGUGGUGACAUGGAAAUGCUUGCCACUGUCCUCCCAGGCCGCUGUCCCGGAGAAGGAAUGUAGAUCACUAAGUAAGACCUCAGCACUUCCCUCUGUUGCCUUUGUACCAUCUUCCUUGGAAGGCUGCUGCAGCUCAGCCUCUUCAGGUGGCUCAGAGUUGAUGCUCUCAUUGAGAUCUUCUUUCCUUUGCGCCUCCUCCUCGUUGUUUUCCUGCUGUUGCUCCUCUGCUGCCAUGUCCUCCUGCUGCUCUGGUUCCUCAAGCUCUUCUACUCUCUGCUCCUCAUCCUGGUAGCCCUGGGGCAGCUCCUCUGGAGGCAUCUCCCCCCUGAAUGCCUGCCAUCGGUGGAUCAAGACUCCUACCAGACGUCGGGGAUGGUACCUCCCUUCUGAAUCCCGACUCAGCCUGCGCCAAGCUAAGAACAGUAACAGGAGGAGGAACAGCAGCAGACAGAAGAGAAGGCUUAUGGUGGUAGAAUCAGAAUGGCUGCUGCCUCCUUCCUCUGAAGCCUUUGCAUUCUCCGGAAAGACUGGAAACAGCAGUAGCAAUGCAGAGAGAGCAUGGAGGAACUGGAGACUCUACAGGAAGAAGGGAACCAAGAUGAGUCACUGUCCCUGGGAGGCCAGUGCUAACACACAGUUCUAAGUAUUCUCCUGCCUCUCCCACCUCUGGAGACGUUAUAACUGUGUGGAUCUUUGAAUUAUGCACUUAACUCCUAAUUAUGCAAUGUUAAUUGGAUUCUUCUAGAGACUGUAUGAACUUACAAGGCUUUAUGACUGCUAAAAGCACCUUUGUUUUUGAAUGUUGACCAGAAAUGUGCAUCUUAACAUUAUUUAGUGUCGCUAGAAAGGCUGGCAUCAUAAAAAAAGAGAGAAUGAAUUGCAUUCCUAACUGUUAGUAUUUUUCAGGCCUUUGUCGGGCGCUGCAGUAGAAGUGAUAACAGAAGCUUGACAGCCUCACUAUGGAUUCAUAGACUACCUGCUCUUUUCUAUUUGCAGUUAUUCAAAGAAGUGAGAGAUGGUGGUUUUAGUACAGUUCCUUCUCAGUGGUCAUAUCCCACGAUAAAGGCUUUAUCCCCCAUGACACUCAGGGCAGUGUGCGUUCUGUGUCAAAAAGAAAAUUAUGUGCCAAGGAAAGCAUAAUGAUGUGAGCUGUAUCUAUUAUGCAGAUUAAGAACAAUUGCAUGCGUGUUUUGCAUAAUUUAUUGUAGUUUUGUUAGUCUGGGGGACACGUGAGGAACUAUACCAGGUCCUGUAACCCCACCUUGGGCUUCUGGAAAACUUUUUGAGCCACUCUUUUGGCUUUUGAGAAUUCAAUAAGUUUUGUCUACCUGCUUUUUAGACUUAAUGGCUGUGAAGAUAUGCUAGAAACAUGCUCUUUUAAAAAUAAAACUAUUGAGAUUCCCGGUUCUGAGCCCACUA